GCGAGAUGAAAGAAGUUGAAGGCAAUAAAGUAAUGUAUACAGUUUUAGAACUUGGUGGAAUGGAUUUAUUCGAUUAUUUUGAUAAAGCAAUUAGGGUUGGACGCUGUUUAGCAAAAGAAAAGGCAAACGAAGAUUUCCUUGUUAAAGUUUUUAGAGGAGCUGCUCAGGCACUUGAACAAUUCCAUAAAUGUGGGGGAUAUUAG
Molecule: messenger RNA, 203 nt
Organism: Meloidogyne enterolobii
Lineage: Eukaryota; Metazoa; Nematoda; Chromadorea; Rhabditida; Meloidogynidae
Source: the annotation of a GenBank genome assembly